Molecule: messenger RNA, 4662 nt
Organism: Vigna unguiculata (cowpea)
Lineage: Eukaryota; Viridiplantae; Streptophyta; Magnoliopsida; Fabales; Fabaceae
Source: RefSeq, a predicted model, not a curated record
AUGGAGGCUGAUAAAAAAAUAUUCAAGAUUGCUUGUGCCCAAGCAAGAUUGAAGCGAAAAAUGAUUUUGAAAGAAAACAUGAUGAAUAAGAAAUGUGUUAAAGAGUGUGGUAUAUCUUCUAAAAGCCAACAUGGAAGAACAUUGUGUACUCCACUGUCUGAUGUUACAACUCAAUUUUUGUCUGGAGGAAGACUUAACACUUCUGGAAGAGUACAAUGUCAUCAAAAUAGAGAUGCAGUUCCGGAUAGUAAUGCUUCUCAUCGACAAAACCUAUUGCCUAGGUUUGAGAUUGUUUUUUCAGAAAAGGAAAAAGAUAAUCAGUGCUUAUUCAAUAAGAGUAGUAGUCAACAUUCUUCCUUAACUGCAUCUCAUUUUCAUAUGGGUGAAGAAAUAAGUCAACCAUGUACUAAUGCAGACAAUCCAGACAAUGGCCAAGAUAUAGGAGACCCAAUUUAUACGUGCCCCCAUUGCAAAGCAUGCAUGUGGUAUGAAGAAAGGAUAGACAAGCAUAAACAUUCUGCAAUUCCAAAGUUUAAUUUGUGCUGUGGAAAUGGAAAAGUGCAGUUACCUCUAUUGAAGGAUGCUCCUACUGUUUUGAAGCAAUUAUUGUUUGAUUCCAAUAGCAGAGAAGGAAAAAAUUUCCAACAACAUAUUCGUACAUAUAAUAUGAUGUUUGCUUUUACAUCACCAGGUGCCAAAGUUGAUAACAACUAUAACAAUGGUCAUGAUCCACCGAAUCUGAGGAUCCAAGGCCAAGCUUGCCAUAGAAUAGGUAGUUUGCUCCCGCCUGCAGGACAAAUUCCUAAGUUUGCCCAACUAUAUAUUUAUGAUACUGAAAAUGAAACACACAACAGAAUCCAAUCCUUAAGCAAUGACAACAAAAUUGACGUGGAUAUUGUAGGCAAAUUAACAAAAAUGUUAGAUGAAUUCAAUGUUCAUGCGAAAUCAUUCCGAGUUGCUAGAGACCGUUACAGAGAACAACCUUUCCAUGAUCUUAAAUUAAGGCUAAUUGCUGAUAGGAAUAAGGAUGGAAGGUUAUAUAAUAUUCCUACCGUUUCAGAAGUAGCAGCACUAAUUGUUGGUGACAUUGACAGUGCUUCCCCAAGAGAUAUCAUAAUGGAAAAUAGAAGUGGAAAACUGCAGAGAAUUAACGAACUUCACACGAGUUACCUAGGCUUCCAAUAUCCUUUACUAUUUCCAUAUGGGGAAGAUGGUUAUAGGCAUGAUGUUAAUCAUCGAGUAACAAGUACUUCAAAAAACAUGAAGAGAAAUCGCUUGACAAUAAGGGAAUGGUUCUGCUUCCGGAUUCAGAGUAGAGAAUUAGAAGCACAGACACUACUAAGAUCUAGGCGAUUGUUCCAACAAUUUGUUGUUGAUGGAUACACUAUGCUAGAGUCUGAAAGGUUAUCAUUCAUAAGAAAUAACCAGUCCAAGCUUAGAGUGGACAAGUACGAUAACCUCUUCCAAUCAAAAUCAAGUACUCAAGAAGAAGGAUCUACAAAAGGCAAAAGAGUUGUACUACCUUCCACUUUUGUUGGUGGUACGCGAUUUAUGGAACAACUUUAUUUUGAUGGGAUGGCCAUUUGUAGUCAUGUUGGUUUUCCAGAUUUGUUUGUUACUUUUACAUGCAAUCCGAAGUGGCCUGAAAUACACAGAAUUUUAUCACAUCAAAAUUUAUCUGCAUCUGAUAGACCAGACUUGGUAGCAAGGGUUUUCCGAAUCAAAUUUGAUCAUCUUCUAGCAGAUCUUACGAAAAAUCAUUUGUUGGGCAGGGUCAUUGGAUACAUGUAUACUAUUGAAUUCCAAAAGCGUGGUCUACCUCAUGCUCAUCUGCUUCUCUUCUUGCACCAAAGUGACAAAUAUCCAAGGGCUGAUGAUAUUGAUAAAGUAAUAUCAGCUGAAAUUCCGUGCCCAAUUGCAAAUCCUAAACUAUAUGAAUGUGUGAAGGAUCAUAUGAUUCAUGGUCCCUGUGGAGUAGUAAAUAAAUCCCUUCCUUGCAUGAAGAAUGGUAAAUGCUCACGCUUUUAUCCUAAAAAAUUUCAGAGUAGUACAAGUAUUUCAGAAGAUGGAUUUCCACAGUAUCGAAGAAGAGACAAUGGAGUCUGCGUGGUCAAGAACCAUGUUUCUUUAGACAAUCGAUCUGUGGUUCCAUAUAAUCCUAAAUUGUUACUUAAAUAUGAAGGUCACAUCAAUGUUGAAUGGUGCAACAAAAGUACUUCAAUUAAGUACUUAUUCAAAUACAUCAACAAGGGUUAUGACAGAAUUACAGCGGCUAUAGUUAAUAAUACCAAUGCAACUCAUCUUCAUGACCAGUCAGGAGAUGAAAUUAAACAAUAUCUUGAUUGUAGAUACAUAUCACCAUCUGAGGCAUGUUGGAGAAUAUUUUCAUUUCCUAUUCAUGGCAGGAAUCCAGCUGUUGAACGUUUAUUUUUUCAUCUUCCCGGAGAACAAUCAGUGUACUUUAAAGACGACGACUUUAUUGAUGAAGUCAUAGGAAAAGCAACUGUAGCAGAAUCAAUGUUUACAAGUUGGAUGGAAUGUAAUAAAAAGUAUGAAUUGGCAAGAACUUUGACAUACCCAGAGAUUGUGUCAAAAUUUGUCUAUGUCAAGAAAGACAGAUGUUGGAAACCCAGGAAAAUAGGAAACACAAUUGGAAGACUUAUUUGGGUUCCACCAUCAACAGGUGAAUUAUACUAUCUAAGGAGGAUGCUCACUGUUGUCAAAGGUCCUUUAUGUUAUGAAGAUAUCAGAACGGUGGAUAAUAUAUUAUAUUCAACCUUUAGAGAAGCAUGUGAAACCUUGGGAUUUUUGGCAGAUGAUAAGGAAUAUGUAGAAGCAAUCAAAGAAGCCAAAGAUUGGGGCAGUGGAAAUUAUCUAAGGAAACUUUUCGUGACAAUGCUAUUGUCCAAUAGUGUCAACAAACCACUAGAUCUAUGGGAAAAAACUUGGAAAUGGCUAUCUGAUGACAUAUUAUAUAGGGAAAGAAUAAAAGCUGGCAAUCCAGAACUGCAAUUAUCACUUGAUAUAUUGCGAAACUUGACGUUAUUCCAUAUUGAAGAGAUACUACAAAGUAAUAGAAGAAGCCUAAAACAAUUCCCAACAAUGCCAUAUCCAGAUGGUUUUAUUAUAGCUCAAUGUGGGAACAGAUUGGUGUACUCAGAACUUGACUACAAUCCUGUCACCCAAGCAAAUCUUUUUCAGGAAAAUUAUGAUCGGAUGACAGGGGAACAAAAAGACAUAUUUCAAAAAGUUACUGAAGCUGUUAUUAAAGAUGUGAGAGGAAUGUUCUUUCUGUAUGGCUAUGGGGGUACCGGAAAGACUUUCAUGUGGACAACUAUUUCUUCAGCAUUGAGAUCUAAGAGAAAAAUUGUAUUAACUGUUGCAUCAAGUGGUAUAGCAUCUUUAUUGUUGCCAGGAGGAAGGACAUCACAUUCAAAGUUCAGAAUUCCAAUUCCAACCAUGGAAAACUCAAUUUGUAACAUAGAGCAGGGUUCUGAAGCUGCUGAGCUACUAAAAUUAACUGAUCUCAUUAUUUGGGAUGAAGCACCAAUGGCACACAAAUUUUGUUUCGAAACUCUAGACAGGACCUUAAAUGACAUAAUGAAAUACAAAAUGAAACCAAAUUUAGUAUUUGGAGGAAAGGUAGUAGUUUUUGGAGGUGAUUUCAGACAGAUAUUACCUGUCAUUCCUAGAGGAACUAGAUCAGACAUUGUACAUGCAACAAUCAAUGCUUCUUACCUAUGGCAGCAUUGUCAAGUUUUGACAUUGACAAAGAACAUGAGACUUCUACAACCAGGUUUACCAAGCACUUCAACAUGCGAAAUUCAGCAAUUCUCCGAUUGGAUUGUAAAACUAGGUGAUGGUAUGUUGUGCGAACCCAAUGAUGGUGUUGUGGAUAUCGAAAUACCUCCAGAAUUUUUGAUCUCUGAUUUUAAUGAUCCAAUUGAAGCUAUUGUGUUAAGCACAUAUCCUGAUCUAUUGGAGAAUUAUAGAAAUGAGAAUUUCCUGCAGACCAGAGCUAUACUGGCCAGUAGAAUUGAAACAGUAGAAGAAAUCAACAAAUACAUAUUAUCUUUAAUUCCAGGACAAGAACAAGAAUACCUAAGUGCAGAUACAAUUGAUAAGACAGAUAAUCCAAUAAACGAUGAAUAUGAUGUUCUUACUCCAAAAUUCCUGAAUUCAUUAACUACAUCAGGUUUACCAAGUCAUCAAAUAACCCUCAAAAUCGGAGCUCCUAUAAUGUUGCUAAGAAACUUGGAUCAAUCAGAGGGGUUGUGCAAUGGAAGCAGAUUAAUUAUUACAAGGUUGCAAAAACAUGUAAUAGCAGCGAAGAUUCUUAGUGGAAACAAAAAGGGUAACGAAGUUUACAUUCCACGUAUGUCUAUGUCUCCAUCUCAAUCUCCUUGGCCAUUUAAACUAAUCAGAAGGCAAUUUCCAAUAAUGUUAUCUUAUGCAAUGACAAUUAACAAAUCACAGGGACAAUCUUUGUGUUCGGUUGGAUUAUAUUUGCCAAAACCAGUAUUUAGCCAUGGUCAAUUAUAUGUCGCAGUUUCUAGGGUUCAGAGUAAAUCGGGAUUAAAAAUUUUAAUCCAUGAUUCUGACAAAAAACCAUUGUCUUCAACGACAAAUGUUGUAUUUAAGGAAGUCUUUCAAAAUGUAUAG